UUACGAAGCCAACUUCAGAUAAAGUUAAAAUAAUAACCUACCUUUGUAUUCGUCGCUGUCAAUCACUAUACUACGCGGAAAAAGAGAUAUAAUUCAUUAUAUAUUUUGUUUUUGUCGGGUUCGACGCUAAAGUUUAUCAGUUUUUCUUUGUUGGAAGUCGCCUUCUGCGCCAGUGAGUGUAAAGGCUGCACUUUCAACGGAUCUAUUUUCAAUAAUUUUCCCGUGUUCGAUUAUUAAACGUCGCAAUAUUUGCAACAUGAAGGCUGUAUACGCUCUUGCUUGCCUUCUGGCUCUGUCUGCUGUUUCGGCAGAGGUCUGCUACAAUGAGGUGUCAAUGGAAUGUGGAAGGGCAACUAAUAGCUUAGCUCUGCCCAGCUGUAACGCAAUCUAUGGAAACUUCGGUCGCCAAGGAAAUGUCGCUAACGAGCUGCAGGCGUACGCCAACCUGCACCUCCGCAGGUCUUACGAGUACCUGCUAUCUGCUGCUUAUUACAACAACUACCAGACGAACAGGGAUGGCUUCCACAAGCUCUUCAAGAAGCUCUCAGAUGACGCGUGGGCGAAGACAGUUGAGAUUAUCCAACACGUGACCAAAAGAGGCGGCACCAUGGACUUCCGUUCUCGCAGCUCUCUGGAGACAGAAGCCAAGGACAGCACUCUGGAGCUGCAAGAAUUGGAGUCGCUCGCUCACGCUCUGGACACACAGAAGGAAAUCGCUGAACGCGCCUUCUUCAUCCACCAGGAGGCUACCAGGAACAACCACAAGACCCAUGAUCCUGAGAUCGCACAGUAUUUGGAGGAAGAAUUCAUCGAAGACCAGGCGAAGACAGUUCGCGACCUAGCCGGACACACAUCUGAUCUCAAGCAGUUCAUCACGGCCAACGAGGGCAAGGACCUCUCUCUGGCCCUCUACCUCUUCGAUGAGUACCUCCAGAAAGUAGUCUAAAUUAAUAUCUCAAAUUAAUUAAAAUUGUCAUUAUAUCAUAUUAGUAAGUGUUAUGGCAACACUGCAAAUUAUCCUGUCAUUAUAUCCGCCAUAUUAGUAAGUGUUUUGGCAACACCGCGUACAAAAUAUAGGCUGUUAGUUUGUGAUUUAUUAUUUCGUCAGUCACUAUUUUUUAAUUUAAGUAUAAAAAAUGUAUGCGCAUUAUUGAUUUUUUCAGUUAUUUUCAAAUAAAAAUUUAAUAAUCACCGUUA
Molecule: messenger RNA, 1197 nt
Organism: Nymphalis io (European peacock)
Lineage: Eukaryota; Metazoa; Arthropoda; Insecta; Lepidoptera; Nymphalidae
Gene: Fer2LCH
Exons: 5
Coding region: 257-946 (229 amino acids)
Biological process (GO): iron ion transport; intracellular iron ion homeostasis
Cellular component (GO): cytoplasm
Molecular function (GO): ferrous iron binding; ferric iron binding
Source: RefSeq, a predicted model, not a curated record